GGGGGAUAAGAAACCCAGCAGUAUUUGGGGGGGAAGAACGAACACACAAUGAACUGAUUUGAGUGAGUAAAGAAGUAAGUGAAUUGGUUGAUGAUGUUAAUGGAGAGGAGAAGAUUGUACGAUCAAUUGGGGGAGAUAAAGAAAGGUCCGUGGAAACCAGAGGAAGAUGCAGUUCUGCUCAACCAUGUCAGGAAGUACGGUCCCAGAGACUGGAGCUCCAUUCGAUCCAAAGGCCUUCUUCAGAGAACCGGCAAGUCUUGCCGCCUCCGAUGGGUUAACAAACUCCGACCCAACUUGAAGAAUGGGGUGAAGUUUUCGGCGGAGGAGGAAAGAAUCGUGAUAGAUCUCCAAGCGCAAUUUGGGAACAAGUGGGCGAAAAUUGCGACCUACUUGACAGGGAGAACAGACAAUGAUGUGAAGAACUUUUGGAGUAGCAGGCAGAAGAGGCUGGCAAGGAUUCUGCGCACUCCAGCAGCAGCAUCAUCAUCAUCUUCAUCCCACAGGUCACACAGAAACAAGCAAGCCCCUGUUAUUCAUGCUGUUCCCACCCUGGAGGCACCCAAGUUUAGCUUUUCGGGUGGGGAAGAAUCAUCAUCCCAGUAUUGUUCAAUGAAUUACAUUCUUAAGUCUGAGCCUAUUCAAAUGGUGCCAUUGCCAGAACUGAUCCGUCCCAUCUCACUGAAUUAUGAGCAUACUUUCUUUCCACCGGCGUUCAUGGAGAUAGAGAGUAAGCCGAGUUUGGAGGCACUACCACAUCUUUGCUUUCCUCAGGCUCCUCCUCAAAGCCAGUCAGAAUAUACAACUCCUCUAGAAAACGAAGACAUUGACACAAACCUUGGGGAUCCUAACUAUCUGGAGGCUUUCGGGAACAGCAGUUCUUCUGAAUUAGGUGAUGUGUUGCUGCCCUUCAUGCCUACGUGUUUCGAAUUACCUAGAAGCCCUCAAGUUUCUCAGGGACAGAAGGACAAUUCUGUGACACCAGACAGUUUAAUGGAUGAUUUCCCUAUAGAUAUCUUUGAUCACAUUGAACCACUUCCUAGCCCAUCAGACUGGUGAUGGGGUGUCAGAGAACUAUCUUCUCUCAAUGCGAUAGUAUUGUUGUAUUAAGAUUUCAUUCUGUUCUGUAAUUCCUUGUAGUCUCAGUAGUUCCACCAUUUAGCUAGAUUGAACUAAUGGUAGCUUGUUUCCUCUUUAGAAUGGGCAUCAUUAGUCUAAGCUGAUUUCUGA
This is a messenger RNA of Oldenlandia corymbosa var. corymbosa, 1227 nucleotides long. The record is from the annotation of a GenBank genome assembly. NCBI's taxonomy places the organism in Eukaryota, Viridiplantae, Streptophyta, Magnoliopsida, Gentianales, Rubiaceae.